UACAUGGAUUGCUUAAAAAGGAAACCCCCUGGAAAUGGAAAGCUGAACAGGAAAAAGCUUUUAAGGAAUCUAAGCGACUCAUGCAGUCAUCAGAGGUGUUGGUACAUUAUGAUAGCCAAAAAGAUCUGAUCCUGUCCUGUGACACUUCCCCUUAUGGGGUGGGAGUGGUUUUGUCGCAUCGCUUAGCAAGUGGGCAGGAGAAACCAAUCAGCUUCAUGUCCAGGACUUUAACAGCCGCUGAAGUGAAUUACUCUCAACUAGAUAAAGAAGGCCUAACAGUAAUGUUCGGCAUUCAGCGCUUUCAUAAGUAUUUAUAUGGAAGAAAGUUUGUCAUUUGUACUGACCACAAACCUUUACUGGCCCUCUUCAACGAAAUGAAAGCAGUGCCCCAAAUGGCUUCUCCUCGUAUACAGCGAUGGUCCGUUACCUUGAGAGCAUAUGAAUAUGAAAUGGUUUAUAAGCCAGGGAAACACCAUAGUAACGCAGAUGCGUUGAGUCGGCUUCCUCUACCUCAGCAGUCUUUCGAGGAAGAGCAAGAAGAACGUGUUUUGAUGAUGGAGAAUGUAGCCCUCAUCUCGUCAGUGGAAAUGAGUCGAUGGACAGGUAGAGACCCUGUGAUGUCCAGAGUAGCCCAGUUCAUUCAGCAUGGGUGGCCGCCACAGGUACAGGACUCAGUUUUUCAACCUUAUGUUGUGAGGAAAACAGAAUUAAGUGUACAAGAUGGAUGUGUACUGUGGGGCUCCCGUGUAGUGGUGCCGCCACCAGGACGAGACGUUUUGUUACAGCAGCUACAUCACAGACACAUUGGUAUCAUUAGAAUGAAAGCUUUAGCACGCAGCUAUUUUUGGUGGCCGAAGUUGGACGCAGACAUUGAAAGUGUUGUUAAAAGAUGUGUCACAUGUCAAGAACAUCGCAAUUCGCCAGCUUUAGCACCACUGCAUCCCUGGGAGUGGCCCAGCAAACCCUGGCAAAGGUUACACAUUGACUAUGCAGGACCUUUUAUGGGUCACAUGUUUUUGAUCCUGAUGGACGCACACUCAAAAUGGAUGGAUGCUUAUCCUGUAACAUCUGCUACGUCAACCAUGACGAUUGAAUGUCUAAGGAAGACUUUUAGCAAUCAUGGUAUACCAGAGACAAUUGUGUCAGAUAAUGCAUCUUGCUUUGUGAGUACAGAGUUUGAAGAAUUCAUGAAAAGAAAUGGGAUUGAACACAUCACUUCUACGCCUUAUCAUGCUUCCUCCAAUGGCUGUGCAGAGCGUGCCGUCCAAACUUUUAAAGCAAUGAUGAAAAAAGCAGCUGGCGGAAGCUUGAACACUAAAGUUGCAAGAGUUCUGUUCAGUUACCGUAUAACACCACAGUCCACCAUGGGCUUGUCGCCGGCUGAAUUAUUACAAGGGAGGAAGUUAAGAUCAAUGUUGGACAGGAUACAUCCCGACCACAGAAUGAAGGUGGAACGGAAAAAAAUAUUCAAAAGAAACAUCAUGACAAUCAAAUGUUAGGAAGAAAUUUCCAGGUGGGAGACGCGGUGAUCACAAGAAAUUUCAGUCACGGUCCUAAGUGGAUCCCUGGGUUAAUUACAAAGAUGACCGGCCCGGUCUCCUACAAAGUCAUGUUAGGGGAUGGUAGCAUUGUGCGCAGACAUGUAGAUCAGAUAUUGGCCAGUUCUGAGGACAAGGAUUGGGAGGAACCAAAGUUCCUGGAACCUCUAGAUCUGCCUGAGGUGACGACAGCAGCUUCUGCAGCGACAGAGAGUCCCAGGCCUAAGGGAAAUGACUGUAGGUCAGAGACCAGCGAUCAGGAUGUGACAGAAUCUGAGCCCGAAUAUGCUAUUCCGGCCGUAUUGGACAUGCCAUCUCCUGGUACUCCAAAAUCGCCACCCCCUUUGACUGUACCUGUACGUCGGUCUGUUUGACAUUGGGUGAAGCCCAGUUAUUUGAAGGACUAUGUGUGUUUUCACUCUCAGGGUUAAUUUGGGUUAUUUUAUUAAUGCAUGUUUUUUGCAAUAUUAUACCUUUUUGGUAGGAUAUUUGGUAUUUGCUUAAGGGGGGAGGAAUGUAGUAAAUGGGAAUAUCUUUGUUACUGGAAAUUGGAGUUGUCUCUAGGGGGCAGUGGUGAUUCAGUUGGGAGUAUGGGGUGGUCAUAGGUCAUGUGAUAUACAUAUAAGGAAGUGAUCUUGCUUAUGCAUGUUGUUGUCUCUAAGUGUUGAGUAAAGACUCUAAAAGCUAUACCGUGGUCCGCUUUUCCUUUACUAAUUACAAGGAUAUUAUAUAAACUAAGGUAAUACAAAUCAUAAUCAAUCUGACAAAAACCGUUUUCAUUAUAAUAAAAUGAUGGUUAUUUUUUCUAAGGAAAACUAUAGCCUACAAAAUGAUCUGUUUGAAAGACGGGGAAGCGCACCUGUCAAUCAGCGCUAUUAUAACAGAGCGAGGCGAGAGACGAACCUGCUCAGUAACGGGAGUAAUAUGGAAUAAUGUGUGGAUCUUGAAUGAUUGUAAGAAUACAUUUCCUUUAAAUAUAAUGUUUGUCAUAUAACAUUUUGAGAGAUAAUGGUUUUUUUUCAAUUGUUAUUGAGCUUAUUUAGACUUGUUGCAGUUAUAACAGCAUGUUUGGCGUAUUUACCUCAGAGUUUAUUUCAGUAAUAUUGCUCUGUUUUUCCGGUAAUAAUAAUACAAUUUGCAUGUCACUCUUGCUUCAUUGUCUGUUGAUUCAUGUCAUUAUGCUGUUAUUUUAUUUAUGUGAGAAUAUUUCUUGCCAUAUGAGACGUUCAUUGCCGUUAUAUAAAUACAGUCGUCUAUGCAAAUAUAUAAAUAGUAGGAAAUGUAGCCUAUAAUGUAACCAUGCCUGUCACCUAUAUUUUCUCUUCAAAAGUUAUAAUGCUAAUUUAUAUUUAUGAUAUAUGUGGAGAUAAAUAGACCUUUGAUCCAUUCAUGUGUCCUGACCACUACACUAGAGAUUUUAAACAUUCUAACUAGUCUAUCAAAUAAUAUCUAAAGUAUAUUGUUUUGUGAAGAAAAAACACAGCAGGCUAUUAUAUAGUUUAUUGAUGAGGCGCUUUUCAACAGAAAGUGUCAAUCACAUGAUCAUUUAAUACGCAGAAGCAGCAGUUAGCAACGCACUGCAUAGUGUGUUUGAAAGCACAACGGAUGCUUGACGGAUCCCACCGCAUACUGCAAUACGCACCACAAACGCACUGCAUACGGAGCCGUCAAGCCGGACACCUGCUGCUUGCCGUAGUGACAUGUGCGCCGUGUUUCCUUGUUUUUAAUCGCAAAUGAAGUGAAUUAGAUGCUGAAUUUUACAAAAACAAACCUUUUAAUAAAAAGUUGCAACCAGAAACAUUUUAUAUCGAAUAUUUUAAUUGCUGCUUAUACUGUAUACCCGAAAAUAACGGGAAACAAGCCUAUAUUAUUAAAAUACCAAUAGAGUUUGUUAUUUUCAUUUUUAUUUUAUUACACGACACAAGGCUGAACUAAAGACCUUUUUAUUCAGAAAGGCUUAUUUGU
This is a messenger RNA of Misgurnus anguillicaudatus (oriental weatherfish), 3503 nucleotides long. Lineage: Eukaryota; Metazoa; Chordata; Actinopteri; Cypriniformes; Cobitidae. The record is from RefSeq and is a predicted model, not a curated record.